This is a messenger RNA of Osmia lignaria (orchard mason bee), 1857 nucleotides long. RefSeq lists its product as uncharacterized. Gene Ontology annotation, molecular function: RNA-DNA hybrid ribonuclease activity; nucleic acid binding. The record is from RefSeq and is a predicted model, not a curated record. NCBI's taxonomy places the organism in Eukaryota, Metazoa, Arthropoda, Insecta, Hymenoptera, Megachilidae.
AUGUACGGCACGAACAACUACCCAGAAGAGUGGAAAAAAUCGUACAUUCACUUCAUCAAUAAACCGGACGGUAAAAGCGUCAGACCCAUCUCCCUUACAUCUUGCCUCUGCAAACUCUUCGAAUCCCUAGUAAAAAACAAACUGGACUGGUGGAUAGAACACAAUAAUUUUCUCCCCAGGGCUCAAUCCGGGUUCCGAAAAGGUCACUCUACUGCUGACAACCUAAUCAAUCUCACUAUUAGCAUAGAAGAAGCCUCCAGCAACAAAAAAGACCUGUUAGCGGUAUUCUUAGACAUUAACAGCGCCUUCGACAACGUAAACAUAGACAUACUCCUCAGUCAGCUAGCCAAGGUAGGCUGCCCCGCCUCUCUAGUUAAAUUUAUCCAACACCUAACAUUUGAAAGAUUGAUCUUCACAGAGGCCACAGGAAUCAAUCCCAGGAAAGUGUACAAAGGGGUACCGCAAGGGGGGGUUCUAAGCCCCAUUCUCUUCAAUAUAUACGUAUCAACAAUAGCCGAGAACAUACCUAAGGGUGUCACAAUCAGCAAAUUUGCAGAUGAUAUUGCAGUUUAUAGCAAAAACAAGAAGCUCCUUGAAAAGACAAUCUCACGUAUAUAUGACAAACUGCUGAAUUUGGGCUUGGAACUUUUAACCCACAAAACAACCUUCGUACACUUCAACAAACACAAUAUCAAACCAGGCCAAACUGAAAUAACAAUAAAAGACACAGUAAUUAAAUCAAACUACUAUCCUAUCCAUCGUACAGACUACUACGCUCUCAUAAAGAACAUAAACAUCAACACAGAAUUUGGCAAAACCCUAGUACGUACAGGAAACCCAAACACCCUAAUUGACCAGCUGACCACCGAAGAAAAUUCUCAUGCAAUCUACACCGAUGGAAGCAAAUCAAAAGAAUCACCUUCUGUAGGAAGUGCCUGCAUGUGCAAGGACUUAAACAUCUUAACAACCAGAAGCAUCCAUAAAGAUUCCUCAAUAUUUACGGCGGAAUGUGUGGCUAUAAGCGACGCGAUGGACAUCGCUCUAAAGCACCCCAAUCGGAAAUUCCUCAUCUUCACAGACUCCCUCAGCGUCCUGCUCGCCUUAACGCACCCGACAGCGAGCAUCAAAACCAACCCAUACAUACUGGAGAUAAAAAGAAAGAUCUCCGAACUCUGUGUUAAAGCCCAAAACAGCAACCCGAUCAAACUCUACUGGAUUCCAGGCCAUAAAGGAAUCCGCGGCAACGAAGAGGCAGACCAACUAGCCAAAGCCGCAGCAAAUCUCGCCCCGACAGAUCGCACCAAAAUUCCCUUCACAGACCUUAGCAAGCAGGCCAAAACGAUAGCAACUAAUACUACACGGGACAUCAUCACGCAAUUAGGAUUAACCAAAGGGAAGAACUACUUUACGCACUUCCACAACAAUCACGCCAAACCUUGGUUCACCGGAAGGAACCUAAAACGAGAAACCAUCACGGUGGUCAACAGAUGCAGGGCAGGCCAUUACAACCUGGCCCACUUCCUAACUCGGAUAAACAUAGUGAACGACCCGAAAUGUCAAUGCGGCUACGAAAGGCAAGACAUCGGCCACAAUAAUAAAUCUUGGUUGGAUGCUGAAUUUUCCGUUUCUGAAACAUUCACUUCACAGUCUCGAAAAUCAAAAAGUUUUGAACAAUAUUCAGAAAAAACAAAAAAGAGAAGAAUUGAAGCAUUAAAACAGUCGGUAUCUGAAAAUGACGUUGAUUUAUUUCUAAAUUUUCAAACAGUGGACAAGAACGUUCUGGCUAACAUCAUUAAAAAGGGUGUAUCAAAUAAGGACGCUAUAGAUAUGGAAUCUACUACAACCCAGGACACAUAA